This is a messenger RNA of Dioscorea cayenensis subsp. rotundata (Guinea yam), 1554 nucleotides long. RefSeq names its product ethylene-responsive transcription factor 1-like. Gene Ontology annotation, biological process: ethylene-activated signaling pathway; regulation of DNA-templated transcription. Gene Ontology annotation, molecular function: DNA binding; DNA-binding transcription factor activity. The record is from RefSeq and is a predicted model, not a curated record. NCBI's taxonomy places the organism in Eukaryota, Viridiplantae, Streptophyta, Magnoliopsida, Dioscoreales, Dioscoreaceae.
UAAGCACUCUAGUUUUGAGAGUACCAAAGAAAAAAAAAGAGAAAAGUUUGAAUCUUUGUCUCUGUAUCUUCUUGUGAGGAUGUGUGGAGGAGCUAUCAUAUCGGGAUUCAUACCGCCGGCGAGGUCGCGGAAGCUGACGGCGGAGUUAUUAUGGCCGGAUUAUAAGAAGAGGCACGGUUCGGAGAAGAAGAAGCAGCAGAGCCGCCGCGUGGUGGUGGUUGAAGAUGAUGAUGAUGAUGAUGAUGCUGGUGGUUAUGAUUUUGAGGCUGAUUUCCGGGAGUUCAAUGAUGAUCCUGUGGAUUCUUAUGAGGAGCCCUUUGGUGGUGUUCAUCACGCUCCCCAAAAUCCCUUCUUUCAUGAGAGUUCUAAAACUCUGAAGCCUGUGGAGUUCAGUGGACUUGUGGAGAAAUCUGCCAAAAGAAAGAGAAAGAAUCAGUACAGAGGAAUCCGUCAACGACCAUGGGGAAAAUGGGCUGCUGAAAUCAGAAAUCCUUGCAAAGGUGUCCGUGUCUGGCUUGGAACAUUCAAUACUGCUGAGGAGGCUGCACGAGCUUAUGAUGCUGAAGCCCGUCGUAUUCGUGGCAACAAAGCUAAGGUGAACUUCCCUGAAGAACCAUCUCCAGCUGCUCAAAAGCGUCGUCCAAAACCAGUGGCCUCGAAAGCAUCCAAAGCUAGUCUUUCUGAAAAGCCUAGCUUUAAUUUUGAUAAACCAGAUCCAGAUUUCCAUUUUCCCUUUGGUUUACUAGAAGAAGAGAAUGAGAUUGUUAAGCCUGAACUCCCCACUUACUCCCCUGCAAUGAAACCUUUUGUGCUAUCAGAGGGAGUUGCUCUGAAUUUCCAAUCUGAUCAGGGGAGCAACACUCUUGAUUGUUCAGACUAUGGCUGGGAAUAUGAGGCAAAGAACCCGGAGAUCACGUCCCUUGUUCAGCCCACCAUCAUUGAAUGUGAAGAAUCUUCACUGCUGGGCGAUGACUGCCCGGCGGCAAAGAAACUGAAGAAUAAUUCUGGGGAUGCAGCUUCUGUGGAGGAGAAUACUGCAACAAAACUAUCUGAAGAGCUCUCUAAUUUCGAAUCAUGUAUGAAGUUCUUGCAGAUUCCAUAUCUUGAGGGGAGCCCAGUUGAAUCAAUCGACAGCAUCUUUGGCAAUGAACUGACUCAGGAUGGUGUCAAUGUAAUGGACCUUUGGAGCUUUGAUAACCUGCCCCUGAAUGGCAGCAUUUACUGAGCAGCCUUAAUCCUUCCCACUUGAACUCUGUAUAUAUUGACAUGAACUAGUUGAGCAUUUUGAGCUUCUUUAAUUCUAUUAUUACCUGUUCAUCCUCGUUUCAGAAAUCAAUAAAGAUCGAGGAUAUGGAUUGAUUUAUGCCUCGCGAGAACCUUCCUUUUAAGAAUUUUGUGUUAUGUAACAUAUUUGAAGAUCAUAUACUGAUGAUCUGUUUAACUGUUCUUCAUUCAAUCUGUUGUUGUUGUAGCUCUGGAAGAUGUUUGUAAGUUUGUUGUGGGUGCUCAUAUGCUGAAUGAAAUGUCAAGAAUGGAAACACAAUUUUCAAUUCA